Messenger RNA from Teleopsis dalmanni, 2152 nucleotides. Its product is annotated as sex peptide receptor-like. The transcript has 4 exons. The record is from RefSeq and is a predicted model, not a curated record. Gene Ontology annotation, molecular function: G protein-coupled peptide receptor activity. The coding region runs from base 8 to 1186 and encodes 392 amino acids. Lineage: Eukaryota; Metazoa; Arthropoda; Insecta; Diptera; Diopsidae. Gene Ontology annotation, biological process: G protein-coupled receptor signaling pathway. Gene Ontology annotation, cellular component: membrane.
UUCACAAAUGUUUUUAGAUUACAAUGGCACAGAUUAUUCUUACCAGCAGUAUAAUAACUUCAGUGAACGGUGUCAGAUGUUUGACUUAAAUACAAAUAUGAGCUACUGGAAUUUAACUUGCGACACACCAGUGGACUAUGUAGAACCACUAUACGGAUAUUGUAUGCCAUUUCUGCUUGUGAUAACAGUAGUUGCAAAUUCUUUGAUUGUACUUGUACUGAGCAAGAAGAGCAUGGCAACGCCGACAAACUUUGUAUUAAUGGGUAUGGCAAUAUGUGAUAUGCUGACUGUUAUUUUUCCGGCACCUGGCCUUUGGUAUAUGUACACUUUUGGUAAUCACUAUAAACCUCUACAUCCGGUAUCCAUGUGCUUGGCUUACAGUAUUUUUAAUGAGAUAAUGCCUGCUAUGUGUCACACGGCGUCCAUAUGGUUGACUCUGGCUUUAGCUGUGCAAAGAUACAUUUACGUUUGCCACGCUCCAAUGGCUAGGACUUGGUGCACUAUGCCGCGCGUAAAACGUUGUACACUAUACAUUGCGAUUUGUGCAUUCCUGCAUCAGAGCACACGUUUUUUCGACCGCACAUACUAUCCAUUGCAGAUUGAAUGGAAUGGCCAUCAUACAGAAGUCUGUCAUGUGGAAACAUCAAAUUGGGUGCAUAUUUAUGUUGGCGAGGAUUUAUAUUUUACAUUAUACUUUUCAUCUCGUGUGCUGUUUGUGCAUCUCUUGCCCUGCAUCAUACUGGUGACGCUGAACAUACUACUCUUCCGAGCGAUGCGUCAGGCGCAGGAACGACGCAAAUUGCUAUUCCGCGAAAACCGCAAGAAAGAAUGCAAAAAGCUACGUGAAUCGAAUUGCACCACACUGAUGCUGAUUGUUGUUGUUACCGUAUUUCUCAUUGUAGAGAUACCGAUUGCUGUGGUAACACUAAUGCAUAUUGUGUCCUCGUUGCUUAUAGAAUUUCUGGACUAUCGCAUUGCGAAUAUUUUCAUUAUGUUCACUAAUUUCUUUUUGGUUGUAAGCUAUCCGAUUAAUUUUGGUAUUUAUUGCGGUAUGUCACGUCAGUUCCGCGAGACGUUCAAGGAGAUCUUUCUGGGUAGAUUGGCGGUCAAAAAGGAUAACUCUUCGAAGUAUUCUAUAGUUAAUGGACCACGUACCUGUACCAAUACCAAUGAAACGGUGCUCUAGUAAAUGGUGCUGUUGGUGCCAUACCGCAGUAAGCAUCGACGAAGUGGUGUGGGAACUAAACGAAGGUGUGGCACCACCAGUUGUACGAGUACCCAACAACUGAAGGUAGAGUUUCAAAUUGAGCCAAUGAGUGCGACUAAAGUUUUGUAAUUACAAUUGUAAACAUUUUCAAUGAAAUUAUUUAAUAAGUUGCUUAGUAUACGUAUAUAGCAUAUAGGUAGGAGGGAUGUGUGUGUAACUGAAAUUUGGAAUUGACUGUGCUGUAUUCAAAUUAAAUUAAAUGAAUGAAAAUAUAAGAAAAUUAACUUUACUUUAAGAUUUUGUACAUAUAAAGAUAUGAAGCUUGGUGUUGUUCUUAGUAUAAAAAAUAAAAUUCAUGUUUACGCAUUUGAAAGGCACAUUGUAAAUAUUGAACAAAGGAAUUAUACCGCAAGGAUUUUGUUUUCCCUGCAGUAAAAACUUUUCCAUGCUGUGCUUACUGAGUUCCGAAAUACAUUUUCAGCAUGUAAAAUUUGUGCAAAAUUGCUCAAAGAAUUAUUUAUAUAAUAAAAAAAAUGUAAAAAAUUCGCUUACAUAAAAAUAACUGACAAGCAAACUUUUGCUCCCCAUUUUCCUAUUUCCUACAAGGAAAAUCAAUUUUUAUUAUUUUUACAAUUUUUUUCAAUUUUUUUUCAAUUUAUCUGCUCUGGUUUAUAUCAAAACUUCAACUUUGCCAAAUCAAUUAUAUAUUUUACUGCUUUUCUUUCUGGCUUAUAUGCAAUACAAAACACAAUUGUAAAUAUAAAAUUAUUUAAAACGAUUUGCGAAGUAAGUCCUAAGCAUGAGUUUAGAUACCAUUUUUAUAUCAAAAAUUUGACUGCAUUUGAUGAGCUUGUCCAUGGGUCUUCAGGUAAGGAGUAGUCAGAAGUUUAGGGUGUAUUUUUUCUAUAUAUUUUCUAUAUUGUAAUGCUUUCCACUAAGCUUAAC